UUGCUUUUUCUCGACUAUUUGAAAAUAUGCCUAUCCUCCAGUUUUACAUUAGUCCAAAUCAGCUUUCACUCGAAGAGAAGCAGGAGUUGGCAUCAACCUUAACGGCAAGAUAUGCCAGGUUGAUGCCUGAUUUCUUUGUCAAUGUCAUGUUCCAUGAGUUACCACAUGGCUCUUUUUUUGUCGGAGGCAAACCGACAGAUGGCAAAUUUGUCAGAGUUACAGCUGAGCAUAUUGCUGUAAAUUGGAAUAAAGAUAGUAAAAGAGAGAAGGCAUAUCUUGAUUGGUUGGGAGGUGUUUUGAAGGAGAGAUUUGAGCCGAAGGGAUGGACGUGGGAGUUCAGUGUCACGGAAAGUGAUAGAGAUCUUUGGAGAGUACAGAGCAUUGUUCCUCCUGCUGUUGGAAGUCAAGCAAUGAAGACUUGGGUGGCUGCUGGGAAAGGAAUUCCAUGGGAGGCGGAGAAGUUAUGAUUGGACAAAUUUACUUCACACAAGCAGCAACAUACUUCAAAUUAUGCAGUUUCAUAGAC
Messenger RNA from Mollisia scopiformis, 526 nucleotides. RefSeq lists its product as uncharacterized. The record is from RefSeq and is a predicted model, not a curated record. The transcript is spliced from 3 exons. NCBI's taxonomy places the organism in Eukaryota, Fungi, Ascomycota, Leotiomycetes, Helotiales, Mollisiaceae. The coding region runs from base 27 to 467 and encodes 146 amino acids.